AUGUAAUUGUACUAUGACUAAUUAAGGCCGGAGUUUGUCGAAGGGGCUCAACUUCGAUCGCAAAGAAUCGAGAAAUUAAUGGUUCAAUUCAAAUUUAACGAUAAUUAACGCAGGGGUUUAGAUUUGAUUUAUGGUUAGGUGCAAAUGUUUUAACUCUAAUGAAGUUUCCAGCCAUUUGUGUAAGAGAGAAUUAAAUAUAUGAGUAGGAAGGCAUGAAAGUGAAGGGUAGAGAACUUUCAUCAAUAGGACAAUAGGAAAAGACCAAACAGUCCCCAUUCCUUCAAACGUCGCUUCACUGUCAAAUUGAAUCCUCAAAUCAAACACUCUCACUAAAACUAAUUAACAAAUUUAUUCCCACGCAUUAAAAUCCAAAUCAUUGUUAGAUUAAAAAAACAAUUACUUUAAUUAAAUGAUGUCACAAUUUUUGCCAAUAAAUACCCCUACUCCAGCUAUUAACCCAUAAGCCAGCAUUAUUUGGCGGACAUCUCCAAAACACUUUCUCCAUACUGAUCGAUCAUCUAAUAAAUAUUUUUUCUCUUAAAUAAAAAUUUUAAUUUCCACACCAAUUAUUGAUUAAUAAUAAUAAUGGCGAGCAGCACGGUGGCGGAACGAUCGCGCAUCAUGUGGUGCAUGCGGCUGCAGUCGGCCUUACGAACCGCGAUGGCGUGCACCAUAAUAGGGUGCGCCACCAUCUACGGCCCGGAGUUCCUCGUCAGCGAGAUAAGAUUUGCGGCGUUUUCGUAUCUGACGGCGGUGCUGAUAGUAUCCGACGCGUCGCUGGGCGACACGAUGAGCGGGUGUUGGCAUGCAUUUUGUGCGACGGCGCAGGUGGUGCCGCUCGCCGUGCUGGGGAGGUGGCUGGUUGAUCCGACAGAGGGGCUGCCGCUGGGUUAUGCGGCGGUGGCUGUUGGGGUGGCGGCGUUUCUUGUGGCCAUGCCGGAGUGCACGCAUUUGACGGCGAAAAGGAUUGCGUUUGGGCAGAUUGUGUUGGUGUGCAGUGACGCCGUUAUUGGUAGAGACGGAAAAAGUGACGCGGCGUUUAUGAACCCAGUGUAUGUUGCGGCUAGUACCGCCCUUGGUGCUUUGGCUUCUGUAUUGGCGUUGCUGAUACCGUACCCGAGUUUAGCCUGUCACAAGGUACAAAAAUUGUGCAGAGUAUACGGUGAAAACGCUUCACAGAGGAUGAAUAUAUACAUGAGAGCAUUUAGCGCGCGUGACAACCACACUAAAACAGAGCUUAUAUCUCAAACCAAGCCCUUGUCUGAAACAGGGGACAAGCUUUUGCAGACUAUCAUUAUCUUACAGGUAUUUUUAUUUCUGCAAAAUUAUAAGUCGACCGUUGAAUCACGCGCUUUAAUUCGCAAUUUAUUGAAUCAAUUUAUCGUUUUUUUUUUCCAGGAAGGAAUGAAAUGGGAAAGACCUUGGAGCCGAUAUCUGGAGCCAAAUAAAGUCAGCCCCGGUGAAAUAUUGCAAAACGUUGAACUGCAAAUGAGAGGAAUAGAAUAUUCCCUGGUAUCUUCUCCCGUGCAAACAAUCGAUCAAGAACAUCUCUCCAACGUAUUGCAGGGUUUAUCUAUUCAGCUCGAAAAGAGACUAGAGCAACUUACGUGUUCUUCUCCUUACAACUCGAGCAAAGAAUCAGAAACGAGAGGAGAAUUUACGGAACAGCCAUCAUUACCGAUCGAGGCAAUGUCCCCAAUACUCGAGCACGGAUGGGCAUUUUUCUACUUCUCCUGCGUAGAUAUGUUGCUGAGCGAUUCUUCCGCAUCGCCAAAAUAUCUCCAAACUCAGCCUGCAAAAACAGAGGAUUUCAGCAUUUUAAUAAAACUCAGGAAUUGGAUUUCGAAAAUCAUAAAAAACGGGAGGCUGGAAUUUGCCCUCAAAUGCUCACUCUCGUUGAGCCUAGCAGUGCUAUUUGGAUUGAUAUUCGACAAAGAAAACGGCUGCUGGGCAGGUCUCACGAUUGCAAUCAGCUUUGUCACAGGCAGACAAGCAAUCUUUACAGUAGCAAACACGAGAGGACAAGGCACAGCCAUUGGAUCGGUGUACGGUGUAAUAUGCUGCUUCCUCUUUCACUCGGAAGAAAUGAGGCUAUUAGCCCUUCUUCCAUGGAUCGUUUUCACCUGCUUUUUGAGGUACAGCAAAUUGUACGGCCAAACAGGGGGGGUGUCGGCAGCCAUUGGAGCACUGUUGAUAGUCGGCAGAAAGAAUUACGGGGUUCCAAAUGAAUUCGCCAUUGCCCGAUUAACAGAGGUUUUUAUCGGCCUUUCAGCUUUCAUUCUCGUGGAGCUUUUCCUGCAGCCAAUCAGAGCAGCCACAUUAGCCAAGAAUCAUUUAUCUCUAACGCUGAACUCACUCGAGGAUUGCGUAAAGGAAAUCGGAUUUUUUCCAGUGCAGAAAAAUCAAUUUCUCGAACUGAGAGAGAAGCAAAGAAAUCUCAGUUCCUUAGUCUGCGAGCUAAGGAAAUUCGUAGCGGAUGCUGAGCUCGAGCCCGAUUUCUGGUAUUUGCCUUUCCGUGGUUCUAGCUAUCAGAAGUUGGUCGGUUCUUUGUCGAACAUAGUGCACAUGUUGUACUUCAUUACGUACAACUUCGAAAUACUUCUAGAACUAUCCGAGAAAAGCAACGUGUGCAAGGAAUUCCAGGAGCAGAUAAGUAACGAACUGGAAUUAUUUCAAGAAACGCUAAGCUCGUUACAGGUAUAUCUGGAGAAGGCCCUUUCUACUGAAUCUCAAGCCGACACUAACGGGAGCAUCGAUGAGAAGUUCAGAGACCUUGAAAUGGGGAAGCCACAAAAUCGAGAAAAACAAAGUGUUAGUAUCAUCGCAGAAAAUAAAGAAACGGAGAUGAGUAGUGAUGAGGUGGAGAGUGAAGAAUUAAGAGAGAGAAUGAUUCGAUGUUUGGGUGCGACGGGGUUUUGCAUCAGUUCGUUGAUGAAAGAAAUAGACGAUACCGAGAUGUGUAUACGAGAGAUAGACCAAUGGGAGAGUUAGUCGAACACUCUUCAUUUUUCUUUUGCUUCUGUAAAUUUUUAACUAGUACUGUGAAAGUUCUUACAUCAACAUUAUAGCACUGUAAUUUGAACCACAAACUUAACAGAAGAUGAAACAUUCAGUAGAAAUAAA
Messenger RNA from Erythranthe guttata (spotted monkey flower), 3123 nucleotides. The record is from RefSeq and is a predicted model, not a curated record. Lineage: Eukaryota; Viridiplantae; Streptophyta; Magnoliopsida; Lamiales; Phrymaceae.